AUGAAUAAAAUCAACUGUACUGAUCCCAACAAGGAACUAUUUGAGCACAGGAUCCUGCCUACUCUUUACCUCUUUGUUUUCAUCUUUGGGCUGUUAUCUAAUGGAUGGGGACUGAAGUCUUUGCUGCACAACUGGAAGAAACUGAAGAAUAUCAAUAUCUUUAUGCUUAAUCUUGGACUUGCAGACAUGUUGUAUCUGCUCACACUUCCCUUCCUGGUGGUGUACUACUUUAAAGAAAAUACAUGGAUCUUUGGAGACAAGUUCUGCAAGGUAACAAGAUUCUGCUUCAACCUGAAUCUGUACUGCAGCAUCGGCUUCCUCACCUGUAUAAGUGUGUACAGGUACCUGGCCAUUGUCCAUCCAAUAAGAGUGAUGGGAAGAUUAACUGUGACUCACUCUGUGAUCAUCUCAGUCCUGGUUUGGAUCCUGGUGGGUGUUCAAAGUCUGCCAGACAUGUUUUUCCCUAAAACAUCUGAAAACAUGACACAAUGUUAUGACAGCACUUCUAAGAAAUAUGUUGAGGAUUACCUGAAGUACAGUCUUGGAUGGACUCUUAAUGGAUUUUGUAUCUCGCUCCUCAUCAUACUCGGAUGCUAUGGACACAUGAUUUGUGUUCUCUGUCAUAAAAAUACAAUUAACAAGGGCCAAAAGCAAAAAAGCCUGAGAAUGUUGUUCAUUUUGAUUCUUCUCUUCUCAGUUUGUUAUGUGCCUCACCAUGUGUUCAAGAACCUCAAUUUAUAUUCUAGAUAUUUGAGAAACCAGAACAUUUGCACGGACUGGAAUUUCUGGGUCUUCAAUUCUUAUCAGAUCACUCGUGGACUUGUGUGUCUGAACAGUGCUCUGAACCCUCUGGUUUACCUCCAU
This is a messenger RNA of Austrofundulus limnaeus, 864 nucleotides long. Its product is annotated as P2Y purinoceptor 1-like. NCBI's taxonomy places the organism in Eukaryota, Metazoa, Chordata, Actinopteri, Cyprinodontiformes, Rivulidae. The transcript has a single exon. Gene Ontology annotation, molecular function: neuropeptide receptor activity. The record is from RefSeq and is a predicted model, not a curated record. Gene Ontology annotation, cellular component: membrane. The annotation marks the transcript as partial. Gene Ontology annotation, biological process: G protein-coupled receptor signaling pathway.